AUGUCAUAUGCUUUUGUAGAAAAUAUUGCAAUAAACAAAACGGCAUGGCAGCAAUAUAAUUAUAGCAGUAGUAGAUGGGGAACUGAACUUGCAGUGGAUGGAAAGAAAUCGGAUUUGUCUGCUAGUGGAGGACAGUGUGCAGUAUCAAGGGGAAGACCAACGGCAGAAUGGCGGGUAGAUCUUGGAGAAGUUCACAGUAUACACCAUAUGUUUAUUCAGUACAGGACGGAGAAUGCACCUUGGGAUAACAAUAACGUUUUAAGUGGAACAUUUCUGGGAUUUUCUGUUUACAUAUCAAAUACCACUAUUAAAGAGAAUGGAACUCUGUGUUUCAAAGAUACGAACUUUACAAGAUCUACCAUACCAAAUCCCAUUAAUAUAACCUGUCUUGAGCACGGUCGAUACGUCAUAUAUUACAACAACAGAACUCAUCCUCCCUAUCCUGAUGGCUAUACUAGUGGCGCUUUUAGUGACCUCUGUGAAGUAGAAGUGUAUGGUUGCCAAGAAAAAGGAUAUUAUGGAGAGGACUGCUCCAUACCGUGUCCUAAGAACUGUCAGGAUGGUCACUGUCACAUUGUGGAUGGAACAUGUCUGGGUUGUUCUGCUGGGUAUAAAGGUGCAACAUGUGAAAACGAAUGUAGUAUUAACACUUAUGGAUUGGAGUGUCAGUGGAUAUGUGGUAACUGUAGGGACAACGGACCUUGUGAUAUCAAGAACGGAAACUGUCUAAAUGGCUGUGAAAGAGGAACACAGGGAAUCAAGUGUGACGUAGCAUGUCCUGAUGGUCAAUAUGGCUACAACUGUCAGGAAAAAUGCAACGUAAACUGUGGAGUCCCUUAUAAGUGUGACAGAAUCACAGGCCUUUGUAAAGAAGGAUGUCAAGUUGGAUGGAAAGGCAUCACAUGCAAUGAAAAAUGUGAUGAAGGUAAAUUCGGUCAACACUGCAACCAAUCAUGUGGCCACUGCCUUAACAAAGAACAAUGCCAUUUUAUUAAUGGUACUUGUUUAAAUGGAUGUGAUAGUGGUUACUAUGGCAGUGAAUGCACGGAAGCUUGCAAUAGCAACACAUAUGGACAACUUUGCUCACUCACUUGUGGAAACUGUCUUUACACGUAUGGAGAACAGUGCCAUCACGUGACUGGUCAAUGUCCACGCGGAUGUGACUUUGGUUUCCAGGGAUAUCGUUGUAAUCAAGCUCAUACAACUUCAACAUUAGAGACACAACCAUAUGCGGCUCUUUUCGCCUGUGCUACAUUAUUAGUCCUGAGUGUUUUCGUAAAUGCAUUUUUUAUCAUGAGGUAA
Messenger RNA from Magallana angulata, 1302 nucleotides. RefSeq names its product multiple epidermal growth factor-like domains protein 10. The transcript has 8 exons. The coding region runs from base 1 to 1302 and encodes 433 amino acids. NCBI's taxonomy places the organism in Eukaryota, Metazoa, Mollusca, Bivalvia, Ostreida, Ostreidae. The record is from RefSeq and is a predicted model, not a curated record. Gene Ontology annotation, molecular function: scavenger receptor activity.